Messenger RNA from Cucurbita pepo subsp. pepo (vegetable marrow), 1148 nucleotides. RefSeq names its product acetylserotonin O-methyltransferase-like. The record is from RefSeq and is a predicted model, not a curated record. NCBI's taxonomy places the organism in Eukaryota, Viridiplantae, Streptophyta, Magnoliopsida, Cucurbitales, Cucurbitaceae. Gene Ontology annotation, molecular function: O-methyltransferase activity; protein dimerization activity.
AUGGAUGAUAUUAGUACCAAAGACUCCAAAUUGAAGAUAGAAGAAGAAGGCAAUGAUAUCAAAAUCCAAGUAUGGAAAUACAUAUUUGGUUUCGUUGAAAUGGCAGUCAUAAAAUGUGCCAUAGAGCUCAAAAUUGGCGACACAAUCGAAGCCCAUGGAGGCCUCAUGACACUCACUGAGCUAUCAUCUUCCUUAAAUUGCUCUCCAUUGCUUCUACACCGCAUCCUACGCUUCCUCAUCCAUCGAGGAAUUUUCAAAGAAGAGCCCACCAAAAGCUACGCCCAAACGCCCAUGUCCCGGCUGCUCACAAGCAGUGGGGCGCACAACUUGGCUCCCAUGCAUGUGUUGGAGAGCAGCCUUGUGAUGUUGGCGCCAUGGCACAACUUGAGUGCAUAUCUCAAAGCCAAUGAUGGGGGGACUCAGCCAUUUGAGAUGGCUCAUGGGAAGGACUUGUGGAGGUAUUGUGCAGCCAAUUCGUCGCAUAAUAUGGUGAUGAAUGAGGGCAUGGCUUCCUUUGCUCGGGUGGUUAUUGUGCCGGCUGUAUUGGAAAGGUGUGGAGGGGUUUUUGAGGGAGUUGGAAGUUUGGUGGAUGUUGGAGGAGGAAAUGGGAGUUGUUUGAGUGUUUUGGUGAAGGCUUUUCCUUGGAUUAGAGGUAUUAAUUUUGAUCUUCCACAUGUUGUGUCUGUUUCACAAGAGUUCGAGGGUGUUCGACAUGUUGGUGGGAAUAUGUUCGAUUUUGUCCCGAAGGCUGAUGCUGCUUUCAUCAUGAAUGCACUACAUGAUUGGGACGACGAAGAUUGCAUCAAAAUUUUGAAGAAUUGCAAAGAAGCGAUCCCUGAAAAGACAGGUAAAGUGAUCAUUGUUGAAGUAGUCAUUGACGAAAAGGACGAAAGCAUGGUGUCCGAUAUAAGGUUGAUGUUGGAUAUGAUAAUGAUGGCUCAUACCAUAAAAGGAAAAGAAAGGACUCGAGAGGAAUGGGCAUAUGUUCUUCAGGAGGCUGGUUUUAGUCGACAUACCAUCACUCCAACUUCUACUAUCCAAUCUAUCAUUCAAGGUUUCGUUUGAUAUCAAUCCAAGAACACGAAAUCAAGUUUAUCCGUUUGAUCUGUCUUUUCAGUACAACGAGUGAGUCUCUCGAGAGAUUUAAG